AUGCAAUCUCAGCAGCGUGGCGUAGUAGAAGUACUAGCAUCAGUCAGACAACAACUAGAAAAACGUGGAGCUCGUGGAAUCCGUGAAUUAGGCCGUACUUUUAGAGCCUUAGAUUCUUUCGAUGGCAACAAAAAGGUUGACCCUCAAGAAUUUGCAGUUGGACUUCGUGAAAAUGGGGUAGUUUUAUCCUCACAAGAAGCCUCAAUCCUUUUCAGAUAUUUUGACAAAGAUGGAGACGGAAGCGUUAACUUCGAUGAAUUUCUGGUCGGGAUAAGAGGCAGUCCUAACGGCAGAAGGCAAGCACUUAUUGAUAAAGCCUUUCUAAAAUUCGAUCGUGAUGGCAACGGUUACAUUGAUGCGGCCGAUUUAAGAGGAGUUUACAACUGCCAGUUCCAUCCUAAAGUCCAAAGAGGGCAAAUGACUGAAGAUCAAGCAUUGACUGAGUUUUUAAGCAGCUUCAAUGACAGAAAUAGAGAUGGAAGAAUUACGAAAGAUGAAUGGGAUGAGUAUUACGCAGCAGUUAGCUCAUCAAUUGACAACGACGACCAUUUUGUGCAACUUAUGAAAACAGCUUGGAGACUUGACUAACUCUUAAAUAAUUAAUUUUUUAUUUUUAACACCUUAACACCCUAACACCCUGAUAUUUUUAAUUAAUAGUCUGAAAGAGUAA
Blepharisma stoltei is the source of this 670-nucleotide messenger RNA. The record is from the annotation of a GenBank genome assembly. Lineage: Eukaryota; Ciliophora; Heterotrichea; Heterotrichida; Blepharismidae.